AAAUCACACAGGCAAACGACGGCGAGAAAAGAGCGAGGGAAAACUUCUGAGGAAGGCGAAAGCGAAAACCCAGAUGAAAAACCUGGAUACUGUAGUGGAAGCCAACCAAAGAUAAAGAAAAUACCAUUUUACCAAACCAAAUCAUGCCGCUUCACAAGUCAACUCGGGGUUCUCGACUGGACCCGACCAUGAUCUCGGCCCCUUUGGAUGACUUUCGCCACACCAUGCACAUUGGAAGAGGAGGGGACACCUUUGGCGACACCUCCUUCCUGGCCACUCUAGGGCCGAGCCCUCCCAAUCCUGACCCGGAGGGUUCAGGGAACAUUCCAGCUGCAGACCCGGAGGUGUCAGCUCACCACGGAGAUCUUCACACGGAUGCUCCGGGAAGCCUACAGAACAAUCAGCUUCACCACUCUGAGUCAAUGUCUUCAAUCACCAUGGAUCUGGAUCUGGAUCUGGAUCUGGGCCCCUCUAUGCUCGGGGAUGUAUUAGGGGUGAUGGAUGGUUUGACACUUGACUGCAAUGAGGAUGUGCCCAGUCACCAAAGUGGCACCUCCACAGUGGUAGCUAAACCAGGCAAAGGGGCCAUGGGGAUGCCCGUGAACACAGAAAAAGCGAUGAAUGUGAAGAACUUGGAUGGAAACCAGAUGGGAGACAGGAGGAUACCAGAUGGGAAUGACAUCAAACCCAAAGGGUUACGACCAAAAGUGAGAUUCAGCGACAAGAGAGAGGAAAUCAUUCGCCAGGCGUCUGAAGAGGAAGAAGGCAAUGCCUUUGACUACCAGGAAGAAGAUCAGCUGCCUUGUCACAGUCCAGUAAGAGGUGAAAACGAGAGGGAAAAGAACCCGGUUGGUGAAACCGAGCUCACCAAUCACAGAGCAGAUUUACCACCCAGUCCAGGUUCAUCACACAGUUCGGAGUAUGAUGCAGUCACUCCAUUGGACAGAAGGAGGGUGAACAGCGGCCAUUCAGAGACUGAUUCAGAGGAGGAGGAGGAAGAGGAGGAGGAAGCAGGACGGGGCUACACAUUUGAAGAUGAAUCUGAUGAUGAAAUAGGUUUAUAGAGGACAGCCAUUGCUUUUUUAAGGAAACAUACAGUAUUUUCUGUCAAGAAACGUAAAGUAUGCUGUAUUUUCCUUAACUCAUCUAUCAUUGAAUGGAAGGCUUAAACAUGAAACAUCUGUAUGCAAACUGGACAUUAAAAAAAACGUGAGGGGUACAAUUAAGACAAUGUUGCUAGAACUGGAAAAUACAUUUUUAGUUUUAUCUACUAAGGUAACAGGCUAGCAAAAGACUUUUUAAACCAAAAAUAUGUUGUAACACUUAUGUAACAGUGAAAACUUUGUAGCACUUUGGUUCACUUCAUCCAGCUCAAAGCUUUGCCUACAGACUGUCGCUGUGCAGAAAAUGUGAUUGUUAAUUUCUUCUAUGUCUUAUAUCUGAUAUAUAAUCCAUACAUUAUAGGUGCUGUGUUUAUCAAACUUUAUUUUUCAGUGCCUUAAAGGGAGCUGUACGCUUACAUUAUUGUACCAUGUGCUACAUCAGUGCCUUAAUAGUCCUUUAUUGCUUUUCUUGGUUAGAACAGUCUCUCUGUCUUCUGUUUUAUCCAUUUAUAAAGCUUACAAAGAGUCCUCAGAGAUAGUGUUGUUCCUUAAUUACUGUGAAUUCAACACAUUCCAGAUUUGGUGUUGGAGAAUUUUUAGUUUGGACCAAACCACAACGGAAACUUAAAAAAAAAAUAAGGUCUUUAACUCACAAGAGCUGUUUUAUCUGUGGGAUUCGGUUAACAUUAGAGGGCUGCGACAAUCAUGGGAGUUCAACAUUUAAAAAACAAUCAUAAAUCAGAAUUAGCAGUGUGUUGUUCAUUAGUUUUGCUUAUAUCAUGCUUUAUUUUUGUGUUUUGUAUCAUAAUGCUGUAAAAGGGAGAUACCUUUUGACUCACCUGUUAAAAAUGCUGGUUUAAAUACAUCAGUUAUCCUGUGAUUUGAUAAAGAUUACAGUGAAAACAAUAAAGUAAUUAUUGGGAUUUAAUUAUUACAACCCCUGAAUUAUUUUAUUUUGUCUUAUUUCAGUUUUAAAAAAGCAAUGUCUGAGUUAUCAUGGUUCAAACUGCAUUUCCAGAUAAAGUUUUUAAAAAUGCAUCAACAAAGCCCUUUAUUUAACAGAUCAGUGAUUCUUACUAUCUUCAUAAGCCAGCUGCAUUUAAAAACCGGAAUAAAAGUAGAUUUUGAUGCCAACAUGUUCAAAGUCCACUGGUAGAGAGACUAUCUCCCUUCUUUCUCAUUAAACCAUAAACAGCAACUGGACUGGUAAUAAGGAUGCUAAUUGUUGCAAUUUUCCAAUAGGAUUUUAUGCCCAUUCUUGCUUAAUACAAGAUUCUAGUUUCCAAAGAGUCCAUCAUGUCUCAGGAGACACAUCUGGACUGCAUAAAUUGUGCAGAAUGAGGUCUGACAUUAAAUCUAGUAACCGCAAAGCUCGCAGGAAAGGACAUUACCUUAAUGGUAUAUUACGUGUUUUCAAAGUUACGCCUCUGUGUCACAUGUGGAAGUAAAAUAUCCAAUCAGGAGUGAUGCAACCCUACACCAUAAUAGAUGCUGGCUUUUAUAUUCAUUUCUGAUAAUAAUCCAAAUGGUUUCUCAUCUUUUUCAUGAAGAAUCUGACAUCCUUUUUUUAUCAAAGCAAGUUGAACCAGGGACUCCUGGUCAUGGAAUACAAUACAGCAGAAUAAAAAGCUUUUGUUGUCAAAAUACUUUGUGCAAUGAAAUUUGAGAGCUAUUCUUAUGGGUGCAGUUUUAAAACAUUUGAAAAGAAAUCCAGUAUUGCUAAUAAUACAUAUUUACAUACACUUACUUACCAAUUCACAUACAUACAAACUGCACAGCUUAAAAUACAGAAAAAAAGGAAAAUACAUAAAUAAAUAAAAAUAUGAACAUAGAAUGUUUAACACUAUGGCGUCCUGAUAAAAGACAUGUCCACUGUCCUCUUUGCCCAUCUAAGAUAAACUUAAAAGUACCCCUGCAUUUUUCAGCACAAAGUUGAUGUACAGCUUCCUCCUUGCGUAAUCCAGUUUCAGAUUGCAUUUCUGGAUGCAGAGGCGGACUGUGUUGAUUUGUUUUUUUUUCUUUUCUUUAAAUACUGCUGAGUCCAUCUGGCUAUAAUUGAUCUCCAUGUCAAAACGGUUUGUUUCGAAGUGUCACCUCAGUUUGAAGGUCAAUGGAACCCAGCAAUGAUUUUUGAACUUGGCUUUCUUCUGGGGUUUUUUUUCCUCUCUGACAAGAGUUUAGCACCUUAAUGUGGAGAACAACAACCCACCCUUGCUUGGUGGAUGCUCCUAAAACCCAUUCCGACCUAUGGUUUCAUUUAAAAAAACUUUUUAUAGCCUAAUGACUUUUUGGGAAACUAAUCUAUCCAACAAAUACUUUUGUCUAAAUAUUUGAGUAAAUUAGAAAUGUAAAAUGAAAUCUAACUUGAUGGUUUAAACAGUGUUUUAGUGUAGAUAUCCCAACUGAUGUGUUUUAAAUGUAUGGAUAUGUGUGUGGCUUCGGGUUUGUUAGGUAAAAGCACAUGCUGCAUCAGCUCUGAGAGGGUUAAUACCAAACACUGACAUCCUCAUCUGUCACUAAUUAAUCUGCUGAUUGUAGAAUCUUCCAGAAGAGUGUUACUUAAUCUGUAAACAUUUCUUUGUUUCUCUUCCAGCCUUUUUGGAGAGUGUUGCUGGCUUCAAAAUCAUGGUUUACUUUUCCUUUUUUAUUGCAGUGAAGCAGCUCAAUUAAGAUGGAAAAAUAUUUUUAUUG
Cololabis saira (Pacific saury) is the source of this 3794-nucleotide messenger RNA. It is a transcript of the gene cdc42ep5, whose product is annotated as CDC42 effector protein (Rho GTPase binding) 5. The record is from RefSeq and is a predicted model, not a curated record. NCBI's taxonomy places the organism in Eukaryota, Metazoa, Chordata, Actinopteri, Beloniformes, Belonidae. The coding region runs from base 144 to 1064 and encodes 306 amino acids. The transcript has 2 exons.